Messenger RNA from Talaromyces rugulosus, 1494 nucleotides. RefSeq lists its product as uncharacterized. Gene Ontology annotation, molecular function: glucan 1,4-alpha-glucosidase activity. Gene Ontology annotation, cellular component: fungal-type vacuole. The coding region runs from base 1 to 1494 and encodes 497 amino acids. Gene Ontology annotation, biological process: polysaccharide metabolic process. The record is from RefSeq and is a predicted model, not a curated record. The transcript has 3 exons. NCBI's taxonomy places the organism in Eukaryota, Fungi, Ascomycota, Eurotiomycetes, Eurotiales, Trichocomaceae.
AUGUUUUUCGAAAAGAUUCUCGUUCCAUGCCUCAUUAGCUCUGCCAUAGGGCUGGCUUCUCCGACGAUUGGCCAUGGUAUUAAAAAACGCGCAGAUAUCGACAGUUUUAUCACGACCGAAGGCGCCAUCGCUUAUAAAGGAACUCUGGCCAAUAUCGGUCCAAAUGGAACAGGAGCCCCGGGAGCCUCUGCUGGUAUUGUAGUUGCAUCGCCUUCAAAAACGGACCCAGACUACUUUUAUACAUGGACCCGUGAUUCUGCCUUGACUUUCACUGCUCUGAUUGAGAGGUUCAUUGCUGGUGAUUCCUCCUUGAAGACACUCAUUGAGCAAUAUAUUACCGCUCAGGAGCAUCUUCAAACUGUUGACAAUCCAUCUGGAGGUUUGUCAGAUGGCACUGGUUUGGCCGAGCCCAAAUUCUAUGUCAACAUGACUGCAUUCACGGGUGCUUGGGGCCGACCGCAACGCGAUGGUCCAGCCUUGCGUGCCUCAGCUCUAAUUGCGUACGGAAAUUACCUAAUUUCCCAAGGAAGUGAAUCUCUUGUAUUGUCCAACAUAUGGCCGGUUGUCGAGAACGACCUGUCGUACGUGGCCCAAUACUGGAAUCAGACUGGAUUCGACUUGUGGGAAGAAGUAGAAGGCUCCUCAUUCUUCACAAUUGCAAGUCAACACAAGGCGCUUGUAGAAGGAAACACGUUCGCGACUUCUCUCAACAAGUCCUGCGAUGGCUGUGUCUCACAGGCACCACUGGUUCUAUGCUUCCUUCAGAGCUUCUGGAACGGGAGCGCAGUCAUUUCAAAUCUGGGGAGCUCCGGACGUAGCGGUCUAGAUGCGAACUCUGUGCUCGGCUCAAUUCAUACUUUCGAUCCGUCUGCAGCAUGCGAUGAUGCCACCUUCCAACCAUGCUCAUCUCGGGCUUUGUCUAACCACAAGGUGUACGUCGAUUCGUUCCGCGCUGUGUAUAGUAUCAAUAGUGGAAUCGAAGCAGGUUCAGCAGCAUCAGUUGGUCGGUAUCCAGAAGAUUCUUACCAGGGCGGUAACCCAUGGUAUCUUUGCACCUUGGCAGCGGCCGAGCAACUUUACGACGCCAUCUAUCAGUGGAGCAAGCAGGGUUCACUCACCAUCACCACGACAUCGCUGCCAUUCUUCCAGGACCUGGUGUCCGAUGCGGCUGUUGGAAAUUAUUCAAGCUCAUCAACCACCUAUAAGUCUCUUACUAGCGCAGUGAAAACUUACGCGGAUGGCUUUGUGUCCCUUGUGGAGAAAUACACGCCCACCGAUGGCGCUCUAGCAGAACAAUACGGCAGAGACGACGGUUCCCCUCUCUCUGCGGCAGAUUUAACUUGGUCCUACGCGUCGUUUCUGACGGCUGCUGCGCGUCGCAAUGGCACGGUACCGGCGUCAUGGGGAGAAUCAAGUGGGAACGAUGUACCCUCGGCGUGCAGCAGCGGUUCUGCUAGUGGUACAUAUGUGACCCCGACUGCGACCUCGUGGUAA